AUGGACACCUUUUCUAGGCGGGGUAAAGUCACCAAGGUCUUCAGCUUCACAUCCACGAUCACCAUACUCAAUCUGAUAUUGGACUCUGUUGCCCGAUUGGACGGCGCCGACUCCAAUGUCCUGGAAUCGGAAUCCAAUGCGGAACAGCCGAGCCAUGUCCUUCUUUCCCCUAAGGAUCAUAUCAUAACCAAUCCUAUUCGUCGCUCAUUCCCCCUCCAGCGUCCUUGA
Molecule: messenger RNA, 228 nt
Organism: Penicillium subrubescens
Lineage: Eukaryota; Fungi; Ascomycota; Eurotiomycetes; Eurotiales; Aspergillaceae
Exons: 1
Coding region: 1-228 (75 amino acids)
Source: RefSeq, a predicted model, not a curated record